Molecule: messenger RNA, 2748 nt
Organism: Ficedula albicollis (Collared flycatcher)
Lineage: Eukaryota; Metazoa; Chordata; Aves; Passeriformes; Muscicapidae
Gene: C1GALT1
Product: core 1 synthase, glycoprotein-N-acetylgalactosamine 3-beta-galactosyltransferase 1
Exons: 4
Coding region: 233-1333 (366 amino acids)
Cellular component (GO): membrane
Molecular function (GO): N-acetylgalactosaminide beta-1,3-galactosyltransferase activity
Source: RefSeq, a predicted model, not a curated record
GUAAGCAGCGUUACCAGAGGGAGAUGAGAAGCGAUUGCAGAGGGCUCGGUAUCCUAGCAACAUCCCUUGCAGUCGCCUAAUGGCAUUUUGGAGGAGCAGCGGCUCCAGAGCGGCUGAAGUGAGGGAAUGAGGGGCAGGAGCGCAGCGGAGCUCCGCAGCCCGGCCUGAGCGCCCGGCGCUGCCGCUUCCAGGCAGGACCAGGGGGCGAGAGCGCGUGUCUCACCUUCAGGAGAUGGCCUCUUCUAAGUCUUUGAUGAACCUUCUGACCUUCACUUUUGGCUCAGCAAUAGGAUUUUUCGUCUGCUAUCUUUUGUUUAGCAUUAUACUAGAAGAACAGGUUAAAAUCCAGCCUCAUGUCCUUCACAAUGAUCCACAUGGUCAACACUUAGCAGAUAUUGACAACAAUCAGCUGCAAGGACAAAUGAAUUUCAAUGCAGAUGCUGGACAGCAUAAAGAUGAGGAUAAAAAUAUUGCAGAAGGACUGUAUCACAAGGUGAAAAUACUGUGUUGGGUCAUGACUGGGCCUCAAAAUCUAGAAAAGAAAGCCAAGCAUGUUAAGGCCACUUGGGCCCAACGCUGUAAUAAAGUACUUUUUAUGAGCUCUGAGGAAAAUAAAGACUUCCCAACUGUGGGCCUAGAAACCAAAGAAGGCAGGGAUCAACUGUACUGGAAGACUAUUAAAGCUUUUCAAUAUGUAUAUGACAAUUAUUUUGAUGAUGCUGAUUGGUUUAUGAAAGCAGAUGAUGAUACAUAUGUUAUAUUGGACAAUUUGAGAUGGCUUCUUUCAAAAUACAGUCCUGAACAACCAAUAUACUUUGGAAGAAGGUUUAAGCCUUAUGUGAAGCAGGGCUACAUGAGUGGAGGGGCAGGGUAUGUUCUGAGCAAAGAAGCUCUGAAGAGAUUUGUUGCUGCAUUUAAAACGAACAAAUGCACUCACAGCUCCUCUAUUGAAGAUCUGGCGCUAGGAAAAUGCAUGGAGAUCAUCAAUGUGGAAGCAGGAGAUUCUAGGGAUACAAGUGGUAGAGAAACCUUUCAUCCAUUUGUUCCAGAACAUCAUUUAAUCAGAGGAUACCUACCAAAAACAUUCUGGUACUGGAAUUACAAUUACUAUCCUGCUGUAGAGGGUCCUGGAUGCUGCUCUGAUCUAGCAGUUUCAUUCCACUAUGUUGACUCUGUGACUAUGUAUCAUUUGGAAUAUUUGAUUUAUCAUCUUCGUCCAUAUGGUUAUUUGUAUAGGUACAAUCCUGAUUUGUCAAAGAAUCCAGAAGAGCAGAGCAAAAAUGGAGCAUUGGAGGAUAAUCAAAAGCUAAAGCAGAAAAUUUCAGAGAGCUAAUUGGACUUUGAAAAAACCAAAGAGAAGCCAGUAUAAUGAGUAGGAAUCUCCUCAAACUUGUGCAUGAAGCUUGUGGACUGAAAUUACUCCUGGCAGUUCUUAUUUCAAAAAUCAAGUUGGCAGCACUUCUUGUCACCCUGUGGACAACAGAGUCUGGUGCUGGCUCUGACUGCUUGGGAUAGGGUGACCUUGCAGCCCUGCUUACAAAGAUUUGGGGCCCUAAAGCUGUGAAGUUGAAGAUUGCUCUGGUACAAUAUCUGGAAGAAUUUGUGUAAAAACCAUAGUGGACAGGUUCACAGAUGAUCGUACAGUAUUUCUGUCCCUUUUUCUGUUCUCCUUUAUUUCCUUUCCAUUAAGUCAGUUCUAAUAUUAGAAUUGGAUGCUGCCCAGUCGAACACUUUAUGAUGCCUUUCUGAAGUAUUCUCAACAUCUUGAAGUUACUUUGUGUACCUUGCCCUAAAAGUAAGGCAGAGACAUGGAAUUAGAGUCUCCAAUCUGCUUUGCCUUAACAACAGAGUGGCAGAAUUUCACCCACAAGAUUUAUGUGAAUUGUUUCAGAAACAGAAUUCACUGCUAUGAAUUACUUACAAAGUUUUAAAUUCUGUUGUGCAAAACAAUAUGAAGUUCUUGGGGAGGAAUAUCUGGAGAGAAACCUGAAACACUUACUGUUGUUCAAAUUGCUGAGGUGAUGCAAGCUGCUUACAUAUUUGCCUGUGGCUUUUUUUUCCCCCUUUUGUUAACUUAUCCUUUUGGUUGAAUGGAUAUAAAAAAUCAUCUUAGCAUUUCUCAGCAUAAGGUAGAUGUUUUUGAAAAUCCAGUUCUGUCUUCCAUCCCACCUGCCACAUAAACUAGGAAGAACAGUAUCUUAGUGAAGUUGCAUUGUAACAACUUGUUUUCAGCCGCAAUUUUAAUUAGUUUGUUUCUGUUUUAAUUUUCACUAGAGACUAAAAUUUUCAGAUACAGAAAUGUCCUAUUUUAAAACUGCACCAAAGCCAGUUUAUUUGGUUGAAGUACUUAAUUUCACUCUUCUGAACAUUUUUUCUUCCACUUUAAAAAAAAAAAAUUCUGUAUCUGCUUCUUGUUAUCUUUUUCAGUACAAAGUGUUAAAUUAUAUUUUUCACUGUUUUUGAAGCUGAAGUACGUAGCUAUUCAGGUAAGUAAGCCUGAAUGCAGCAAUCUUUCAAAGUGCAUUAACUUUCUCCACUACUUCAUAAGUAUCUCUGCCUUUUAACUGGAAACACUUUCUUGGUGUGGGACAAAAGAGGUGUUUUAAUUACUGAUUUUUUUUUCAGAGGCCAAAUGUAUGUUUUAUAGAGUUAAUAUGAAACUUUCUGGUUUUCUUCUUUUCAAAUUGAGUCAAUAGCAGUAUGGGGAAUGGGAAUUUAAGCAUGACAUGUGUUUUUAUUCCACACUUG